Necator americanus (New World hookworm) is the source of this 1119-nucleotide messenger RNA. RefSeq lists its product as uncharacterized. The record is from RefSeq and is a predicted model, not a curated record. Gene Ontology annotation, molecular function: ATP binding; cAMP-dependent protein kinase activity. Lineage: Eukaryota; Metazoa; Nematoda; Chromadorea; Rhabditida; Ancylostomatidae. Gene Ontology annotation, cellular component: cytosol; cAMP-dependent protein kinase complex. The transcript has 11 exons. The coding region runs from base 1 to 1119 and encodes 372 amino acids. Gene Ontology annotation, biological process: peptidyl-serine phosphorylation; signal transduction.
AUGUCUUCGCCCUACGAAGACGACUACACCUACGAAUGUUCAGUAUCUUACACUUAUGAUCCAAAUAAUAAUAAAAAUGUCCUUGAAGAGGAGGAUAUUGACAACGACGACAACGGUUAUUCCCUGAGGAAUCUUCGCAUUUCGGGGUCGUCGAACGUUGCAACGAAAAACAAAGUCAUUCUCAAGGAUCUCAAGAGUAUUACAACGAUUGGAACGGGUACGUUUGGAAGGGUGGAGUUAACGAAACAUCGACGUACGGGACAACAUUUUGCACUUAAAAUUUUAAACAUACACAAGGUUAUAAAAACACGUCAAGUCGAACAUGUACAUAAUGAAAAGAAAGUUCUCAAUCAACUUGAACAUCCAUUUAUUGUAAAACUAAUUAGUACCGAUAAGGAUGAUACGAAUCUGUACAUGAUUAUGGAAUUCAUACCCGGCGGUGAACUGUUCUCCUAUCUACGAGCAUCCAGAGUGUUCUCAAAUGCAAUGAGCCGUUUCUAUGCGGCUGAAAUUGUGUGCGCCUUGGAAUAUAUCCACGGGAAGAAUAUUGUGUAUCGUGAUCUUAAACCGGAAAAUUUGAUGCUAUGUCGGGAUGGUCAUAUUAAAAUGGCGGAUUUCGGUUUUGCAAAGGAGCUACGAGAUAGGACAUACACAUUGUGUGGGACACCGGAAUAUUUGGCACCUGAAUCUUUGGCCAAUAAAGGACAUAACAAGGCUGUUGAUUGGUGGGCGCUAGGGAUUCUCAUUUACGAGAUGAUGGCAGGACGGCCGCCGUUUCGUGGAAGUACUACCUCCGAAAUUUAUGACUCAAUCAUGGAACAUAAACUGAAGUUCCCCAGAAGUUUUAACCUUGUUGCUAAGGACAUUGUUAAGAAAUUACUCGAAAUUGAUCGUACACUACGGCUUGGUUGUAUGAAAAAUGGUGUACGAGAUGUUUUGGAUCAUAAAUGGUUCCAGAAAAUUGAUUGGUCAGAUCUUCGUCAACUGAAAAUUGAGCCUCCCAUUAUUCCAACACUUUAUCAUCCUGGUGAUACUGGAAAUUUUGAUAUAUACGAAGAGGAGAAAGAGCAUGGACCAAUUGCUGAACUCACUGAGAAAGAGAUGUUUGCCGAAUGGUGA